Molecule: messenger RNA, 2937 nt
Organism: Apodemus sylvaticus (European woodmouse)
Lineage: Eukaryota; Metazoa; Chordata; Mammalia; Rodentia; Muridae
Gene: Ccr9
Product: C-C motif chemokine receptor 9
Exons: 4
Coding region: 190-1299 (369 amino acids)
Biological process (GO): immune response; chemotaxis; G protein-coupled receptor signaling pathway
Cellular component (GO): membrane
Molecular function (GO): C-C chemokine receptor activity
Source: RefSeq, a predicted model, not a curated record
AGCUGUCUGCUCAGAACCCACAGAAGCCUACUCAUCCCAGGCAGCUGCAGUGGUCCUCUCCCCACAGACCCAGGCUCUGCACUUCCCCUCCUGCCUCUUUCCUGGAAAUUUCAGAACUGCCUUUGCCACUGGAGGCUGGUCUGCAUUACCUCAAGUUUUAUAAGCUGAUUGGCUGGCAUCUGGCCCACCAUGACACCCACAGAACUCACAAGCCUUAUCCCUGACAUGUUUGAUGACUACAACUAUGACUCUACUGCCUCCACAGAUGACUACAUGAAUUUGAAUUUCAGUAGCUUCUUCUGUAAGAAAAACAAUGUCAGGCAGUUUGCAAGCCAUUUCCUUCCACCUCUGUACUGGCUUGUGUUUAUUGUGGGUACCCUGGGCAACAGCCUGGUCAUCCUUGUCUACUGGUAUUGCACAAGAGUGAAGACCAUGACUGACAUGUUCCUUUUGAAUCUGGCCAUUGCUGAUCUGCUCUUUCUUGCCACUCUUCCCUUCUGGGCCAUUGCUGCUGCUGGCCAGUGGAUGUUCCAGACCUUCAUGUGCAAGGUUGUGAACAGCAUGUACAAGAUGAACUUCUACAGCUGUGUGCUUCUCAUCAUGUGUAUCAGUGUGGACAGAUACAUUGCCAUUGUACAGGCCAUGAAGGCUCAGGUCUGGAGGCAGAAAAGGCUGCUGUACAGCAAGAUGGUCUGCAUUACCAUCUGGGUGAUAGCAGCUGUGCUCUGCACCCCAGAAAUCCUGUACAGUCAAAUCCGUGGGGAAUCUGGCAUUGCCAUAUGUACCAUGGUCUACCCUAAGGAUAAGAAUGCUAAGCUAAAGUCAGCUGUCUUGAUCCUGAAGGUCACCUUGGGGUUUUUCCUCCCCUUCAUGGUCAUGGCCUUUUGCUACACCAUCAUCAUUCAUACCUUGGUACAGGCCAAGAAGUCAUCCAAGCACAAGGCCCUCAAGGUGACCAUCACUGUUCUCACUGUCUUCAUUAUGUCUCAGUUCCCCUACAAUUGCAUUCUUGUAGUGCAGGCUGUUGAUGCUUACACCAUGUUCAUCUCCAACUGUGCUAUUUCCACCAAUAUUGACAUCUGCUUCCAGGUUACUCAGACUAUUGCAUUCUUCCACAGUUGUCUGAAUCCAGUUCUCUAUGUUUUCGUGGGUGAGAGAUUCCGCAGGGAUCUGGUGAAGACCCUGAAGAACCUGGGAUGCAUUAGCCAGGCCCAGUGGGUUUCAUUCACAAGGAGAGAGGGUAGUUUGAAGCUUUCUUCUAUGCUACUGGAGACAACUUCGGGCGCUCUCUCCCUCUGAGAGAACUUCUCACAGGGCAUAUGGUCCUUUUUGGAAAUAAUGAGAUAUACAGUCACAACAUAGGCAGCAAAUAGUAAGAAAAAUGGGGGCGGGGGGGACAGGAAAAACCAAAACAAACAACCUGGGAUGAGCCUAAACAACUUUAUCAUGCUCAGUCAGAAUCUGCCAAAAUUUCUCAAACUGACUACUCCAGAAGGGCACCUGCUGGAUUUUGGUUAUAGUGACUACAGCUCUGAGGAGGAUACUUGAGCAGCACUCGGGAUACCCCAGCCUUCACAUGCUGGUCAUCAGUGCAGCUUGGUCUAGGAGGUAUUGAGUUUCUUCAGUGCUCCAAGUUUCUGUUACUUCAGAUCUGAUGCUACUCCACUCCAGAGGUGACAGAGCACUGGCCCCUACCAUGGUCUCCCCCCUCCUCCCCCCCCCAAAAGAAAAAAGGUUUAUUAACAUCCACCUCAGGAUCUUUUCUUUACAGUCUUACUGGUGAGAAGACUGUGUUUCUCAUUACUUACAGAUUUUUUUUUUUUAAAUCUAGAAUACACUCAAACAUUCUGAGGUUGAAUGCCAUUCAGAUCUCCUCGGUCUCUUUUCAGCCAGGGAGAUCCACUGUUCCUAGUUUGGAGCCAUCUGUCAGUUAAGUUGGUCAGCCAAUAUACAGCUGACCACAUCACAUUACCUGGAGUCUUGCUCCCAGUCCACUACUGUGUCAGGCAGAAGAUGCCAUGUCCAAACCUAGCUGCAAGCUCAAACUAGGAAAGGAUUUAGCCUGUUCCCUGGUGAGGUAAAUGUGGCCUUAACAGAAUUAAGCUGGAGAAUAUGUUUGGAUGGUGGGAACCUAGGCUUUGGGACUUCCUCAGGCAAGAGGUGCUUGCUGCAGGUUCUGCCAUCCUCUCCUUACCAGUAAUAUGUCUUUUCUUUCUGAGGCUCGCAGAAGGGUGUCUGCCUCACUGCUCCUUCCUCUUUCCUUACUCUUUAGCCCCAAAAGUUUACCACCUUUUAAUUUUAGAUUAAGAAGAAUUGGUGGGUUGCACAUGGUAGUGUACACCUUUAAUCCCAGCACUUGGGAGCUAGAGGCAGGAUGAUCUCUGUGAGUUCGAGGCCAGCCUGGUCUACAAAUCGAGUCCAGGCCAGCCAGGGCUGAUUACACAGAGAAACCUCAUCAUGAAAACCAACCAACCAACCAACCAACCAACCAACCAACCAACCAACCAACCAACCAAACCAACCCAACCAACCAACCACCAAGUAAACAAAGAGUUGGAGAGAUGGCUCAGUGGUUAAGAGUACUGAUUGCUCUUCCAGAGGACCAGGAUUCAAUUCCCAACACCUAUAUGGCAGCUCAAACUGUUUUUAACUCCAGUUCCAGAGGAUCUGAUAGCCACACACAGACAUAAAUGAAGGCAAAACACCAAUGCACAUGAAAUAGAAAUAAAAUGAAACAGAAAAAUAUGUAAUAUAAUUUACCUUCCACCUAUGUUUUUAAUUACUUGAUAAAUUUCUCACAUUGGAAAAAUUAUUGCAUAUCUUUAAAAUGUGUUUUAUAAUGUAUAUUUACAAAUGUUCAUCACUUGCUAUUUGUUUUAUCAUUUCCCAAUAUUGUAAUUUUGUGAACAAUUAAAGAUUAGAUAGAAAUACAGUCAU